CAAAAUUUCCACCAAAACUGGCAGCCCUGGUCCGCGCGUGGUUCGUGUGACAGAAGACGCAAAAAGAACAAAAACAGCAGAAGUAAAAGCAGCGCAGUUUGCUGAAAACGAAUAAAUUUCGGGCUAAAAACUUGGACUAAAUCGCAUUUAUUUCUAAAGUUUAGUUUCUUUCGGCGACGCGUAGUGGAAUUUUGCGAGUGCUCAACCCACAAACCCCCGUUUUCUCAGGAAGAAAUUUGACGCGCAGUGUGUUCUCUCCUCGGUGGAGGCAUUUAUUUUGGUGUUAUUUUAGGAAGGUGUUUUCCCCUUGAAAUUUGAGUAAAUUUUAAGAAAAUACGCAAUUAUCCACCUUCACAGGAUUCCGGUAGCUAGUGCGUAGUGCAAAAUCAGUUCCAGGGAGCAAAUCUAGUGCGAAAAAUCACGAGUGUGUUCAUAAAAUUUGAUAGAGUUUGAGAGUCUCCUCCUGGCAGCAAGUGGCGGAGGACCAGGUCAGAAGGAAGAAUCCUUCAGCAGAACAAGAAGAGAGGGGGAGGAAAAGUAGAAGCAGGAAGAACCUCGUUGAUCCGAGGACCAAAACACGCAGGAAAAGAAGGAGCAGACAACACAAGCCGCCACACCAAAAUGGCUGGUGUUUUCGAUUUGGAGCUGGACAUCCGCGACAUCCGUGACUCAGACGACGAUGAUGUGAUCGAGGUCGAUGAUGUCGAUCUGGAGCCGGAGCUACACAUCCACAGCAACCUGGACGCGGACGGGUCCGAGACGAUCCCCCUCUCGGAGGACAUUGUCAACCCGGGCCGGAUAAAGCUGGGCCCGCAGGACUUUGAGCUGAAGAAGGUGCUCGGAAAGGGCGGCUACGGCAAAGUCUUCCAAGUCAGAAAAACAACCGGUGCCGACGCCAACGCCUACUUCGCCAUGAAGGUGCUGAAGAAGGCUUCGAUAGUUAGGAAUCAAAAAGACACAGCCCACACACGUGCGGAGCGAAACAUCCUGGAAGCCGUGCGGCAUCCAUUUAUAGUUGAAUUAGUGUACGCCUUCCAGACAGGCGGAAAAUUGUAUUUAAUCCUAGAGUAUCUCAGCGGCGGCGAGCUGUUUAUGCAUUUAGAGCGCGAAGGAAUCUUCCUGGAGGACACCACAUGCUUUUACCUGUGCGAGAUCAUUCUGGCGCUCGAGCACCUGCACAACCUCGGUAUCAUCUACCGGGAUCUGAAGCCGGAGAACGUGCUGCUGGACGCGCAGGGCCACGUCAAGCUGACCGACUUUGGCCUGUGCAAGGAGCACAUCCAGGAGGGCAUCGUGACGCACACCUUCUGCGGCACCAUUGAGUACAUGGCACCAGAAAUCCUAACCAGAAGUGGCCACGGCAAAGCCGUCGAUUGGUGGUCUUUAGGGGCUCUCAUGUUUGACAUGUUAACAGGAAUGCCUCCCUUCACGGCGGACAACCGCAAAAACACCAUCGAUGCCAUCCUCAAGGGAAAGCUCAACAUCCCGGCGUAUCUGGCGACGGACUCGCGCGAUCUGAUCCGCCGGCUCAUGAAGCGCCAGGUGUCGCAGCGGCUCGGCAGUAGUCCGACGGAUGGCCAGGCCGUCCGGGCGCACUCCUUCUUCAAGAACGUCAACUGGGACGACGUGCUGGCGAGACGGCUGGAUCCGCCGAUUAAGCCAAUUUUGCGAAGUGAAGACGACGUCUCCCAGUUCGAUACCAAAUUCACCAAACAGAUACCGGUAGAUUCGCCCGACGACUCGACACUCAGUGAAAGUGCCAACUUAAUCUUUCAGGGAUUCACCUACGUCGCCCCGUCGGUCCUCGAGGAGAUGCAGCAGCCGCGCGUUGUGACGGCCCGCUCGCCCCGCCGGAUGCCCCGCCAUCACCACCACCACCAUCACGGAGGCAACCACAGCGGCAACAGUGGCGGUGCCGGCCACAGCCACAGCAUACACAACCACCGGAUGGGCGGAAUCAGCAUCGAAAACGGCGGCAUCACGCUCGCCGACGAACAGAUGCUGAGCAUGCCCCGGUCACAGACGCUGGCCGCCGGAGCGCCCCACAGCAGCAACCACCAUCUCCACCAUCAGCAACAGCAGCACCAACACCAGCAGCAGCAGCAGAAUCACCAUCAUACGCAGGCGCCGUCGGCGAUACGGACGCAGCAGUUUGCGGGUGCGACGGGGGUGGCCGGACCAGCCAACUCGCGGCACACGCCGGCCCACCUGCAACCGUUUGCGCCGCGGCCAUCCCCUCAGGACGAAAUGAUGGAAGUGUACCCGGAGCUGCCGAUUUCAUAGCCAAGAAUGGAAUACAACAACAAUUUUAGAAGAUUUAUAAUAUAACAAAAUACCAGUAGCAUAAAGAGAGAGACAGAAGAGAACCCCCUUCCCCCCAUCCCCCGUUAGGAGUAUGAGAAGUAUGAAAUCAACCAACAAACAACAACAACAUUUUUUACAAACCAACUCGGGAGAAUGCCCUGACUCACACAACACGCAGCAGCAGCAGCCGAAAUCAGCAUCGAUAGAGCAAUAGCGAAUAUAAAAAGUGAAGCAGCGAGUGUAUUGGAACACGCAGAAGGUGGACCGCGGACAGGCAAUAUUUUACGUGAUUGACCAUUAUUGAAAGAAGAACGGAGAAGGAGGAGAGAGGGAAGUACGUUGUCACACGGAAAGAAAAAAAAAAGCUGUUUCUGAAAUUUAAUGAUUAGAGUAUUGCGAGAUACGCGUUUAAAGUGAAAGUGGGAAAACAUGAGAAAUGUAUAAAUUUUUGGUGUGAAAGAAGGCGAUGACGAUGAUGUGUGAAUAAUAAAAAGCGUUUGAAAAAACAAGUAUAAAUUGUUACUAUUUCUGUUUUUCUGUUCGGUACUCAAUCACUGUUUCACUAAACAACACAUACUACUAAAAUGCUCUUACCACAAGAUUAAAAUUAUAAACAAAUCCUAGACUAGUGUGCGAAAGAGAAGGAAGAGAUGUGGUGUGUGUCUGCUAAACUGUAUUACAAAGUUGACAAUUCAAUGCGAGACCUCCCCCUCCCCCUUAACUAAGAAUUACGUUAUCGAUUUGAUAAUCACCUUAAAACAAAAUGAAAAAAAACACACACACACACUCGCCCUCACUCUGGCAAACAUUUAACAAUCGCGAUGUGUACAGAGAAAAAAUGUUACGCGAAAAUCUACUUUCUUCUUAAGCGAGUGAGUGAACUUUUUCUAGUAAACGUAAUCGAUAAGGUAUGCUACUCAUUUAGAUCGCAGCAAAACUCUACACAAAAACACACUUAAGUUCCUCAAAGUUAAACAAAUUGAUUGUGAAAACCAAGGUUGUUAACGAUAAAACCAUCGAGGCUCGAUAAUGCUAACGAUAAUUCUAUCGUUAUCAUUAUUUUGAUAAUUCUAUCGGUGAUAAUAUCAUCGCCGAUAACUCAUUUUUAAAAUCUUUCUAAAAUCGACUUAAUUCAACCAAAUCAUGUGAAAUUUUCAAUGCUUUCACUAAAAAUAUAUUUUUUGAAAAUGUAGUAAGUUUCAAAGUAUAAAUACUCAAAAUUGUUCACAAAAUAUCUUAUUUUUUUCGAAAAUACUUGUACUUUCAAAAUUUGAAAUCUGGUUAUCAAACAAAGCGGAAUCUUGUUCCUUUUUUACUUCAUUAGAGUUUUUUUUAAACACUGCAAAAUUCCGUAUUUUUUCUUAAAAAAUAUAUAUUUUUUUAAUUUGCAAUAAGGUUAUUAAACGAAACGUAAUUUUGUAAGAUUUUUCACUUUAUUUGAGUUUCACAAAAUAUCCUAUUUUUUCGAAAGUACUAAAAUUUUCAAAAUUUGCAAUAUGGGUAUCAAUCGAAGCGAAAUUUGUUAUGCAUUUUCACAAUAUGAGUUUUUUUUUGAAAAUACAUAAAUUUUCACAUAAUACCUUAUUUUUUUCGAAAGUACUCAAAAUUUCAUGAUUUGCAAUAUGGGUAUCAAACGAAGCAAAAUUUGAUAUUCCCUUUCAGUUCCUUAAUUUUUUUUCGUGAAUUCCGUAUUUUUUCGAAAAAUUCAAUUUUUUUGAAAUUUGCAAUAUGGGUAUUAAACGAAACGAAAUUUUUAUGCUUUUUCACUUUAUUUGAGUUUUUUUUGUUUAAUAAGAGAAAUAAGGCAUAUUUGAAUCAACAAAGCGUUUUGUUGAUUUGAAAAUCAAGAUUUUUGCUGAAUCAACGCUAAACGCCAAAGAAACUUUUUCAAAACAAAAGAUUUUUGUGGAAUUGAGAAAAUCAAGGCUUGUUUCAACGCAAAAUCGGCGUUGAUUAUAUUCAACAACAAAAUUGUUGAUUCAAACCUCGUACAGGCUGAUUCUACGAAAUAUUUUUCCGCGUGUAAAUUUUUCACAAAAUUCUGUUUUUUUCAAAAAUACUAAAUUUUUUUCAAAAUUCAAAAAGGGAUUGAAAUUUUGAAUGCGUUUUUUCGUAAUUAAUUUUUUUCCAAAUCACUAAAAUUUUCACAAAAUAUCGUAUGUUUUGAAAUACCUCAAUUUAUAUUUUUUAAAUAUGUAUCAAAUCAAAUCAAACGCAGCUAAAUUUUAUAUGAAUGUAUGUUUGAAGCAUGCAAAUUUCUCUUUCCAUAUUGCACAUUUUGAAUUUUUUUAGGUUUUUUUUAAAAACGGUAUUUUGGGAAAAUUUUAGUAUUUUUCAAUAAAACUCUGAUAAAGUAAAAAAGCAUACAAAAUUUCGCUUCGUUUGAUACAAAUAUUGCAAAUUUUGAAAAUUUACAUAUUUUCGAAAAGAUACGGAAUUUUGCGAAAAUUUUAGUUUAAAAAAAGACCCCAAUAAAGUGAAAAAGCAUACGAAUUGCGCUUCGUUUGACACCCACAUUGCAAAUUUUAAAACAAUUUGAACAAUUAUUUAUACUUUGACACUUACAUUUUCAAAAAAUAUAUUCGUAGUGAAAAUUCAACAUGAUUUGGUUGAAUUAAGUCGAUUUUAGAAAGUUUUUAAAAACGCGUUUAUCGAUAGAUUAUCGUUAUCGUUAGACGAUAAUAUUAUCGACGAUAAUUUUAUCGAUUAACAACCUUGGUGAAAACGAAAUUAGAGAAAGAGAGAAGACGAGCGCAUGAUUUGAAAAGAGACACCUAUUAAAAACGGGCACCAACACGAGAUUUUUCCUUUUUUUUUGUUGAAGUUUAGUAGAGAAAGAGAGUUGCGUGUGCGCGUGUGUGAGUGUGCGCGCGGAAUGGCUAAAGAAAUAGAGUAAAAACUAGGAUCGCAGCGUGAGAAAAGUAUAUUAGUUAGAAUGCCCAACCAUGUGUAAACACUUCUUUAGCCAAAUAUCCCUCCAAAAAUGAAAACAGAACUUACUUUAAUCGCCGAUGACACUGACCAGCAGCGAAAGAUUUAUCAUUCUAAACAGCAAAGUGGGAAAUUGACCAACAGUUUUUCAUGUUUUUUUCUUUCUUUAUAGUCCCGUAAGCAACACAAACAUUUAAACGUUAAACAAAAUAGACAAGGACACGAAAGCUAACUUAAUUUUAAUAAGAGAAAUCACCUUUACCAAUAGAACAAUGAAGCAAGUCUUAAUUUUUAAAGAUUCUGUUUUCCUAAGCUAGAUAAAUUAUUGAAACAAUAAGACAAACAAACGAAGGCAAACCACAAAACACACAGUUUAAAAAACGAUGCAAUAGUCUGGAUUAAAAUAAAUGAACAUAUAUAAACUGAUUUGACUGAUUUUAAAGUAACUCUUAACAAAAAGAAGAAAAAAAACUUUAGGCUGUAAGGAAAAUCCCAGCAAACCAUUUGCGAACAACAAUAGUGAAUUUUUUGUACAAUAGACCAGAUUUAUAGUGAAAACGUAACCAGGGGGGAAAAAAAUGCUAACAAAUCGACCUCUGUAGAUGAAUGAUACCAACCAACCGAAAUGUCUCAAAGUUUAACUUGCAUUAAUUUCCAACACUUUUAUUUCCCACUCACCCCUCCCCUCAAAAUCCGCUCAACUACUUUGUAAUUUUUGGAAAGAGAGAAAACAAA
Molecule: messenger RNA, 5970 nt
Organism: Culex pipiens pallens (northern house mosquito)
Lineage: Eukaryota; Metazoa; Arthropoda; Insecta; Diptera; Culicidae
Gene: S6k
Product: ribosomal protein S6 kinase beta-2
Exons: 10
Coding region: 622-2283 (553 amino acids)
Biological process (GO): signal transduction; protein phosphorylation
Molecular function (GO): ATP binding; protein serine/threonine kinase activity
Source: RefSeq, a predicted model, not a curated record